Molecule: messenger RNA, 18822 nt
Organism: Mya arenaria
Lineage: Eukaryota; Metazoa; Mollusca; Bivalvia; Myida; Myidae
Exons: 33
Coding region: 86-15808 (5240 amino acids)
Biological process (GO): microtubule-based movement
Molecular function (GO): microtubule binding; ATP binding; microtubule motor activity
Source: RefSeq, a predicted model, not a curated record
GUGUAAACUUAGGCAUACUUGAAUGAUGGAUAUUUUAGUGUAUUCGCAAGGAUUUUAACUACAAAAUGUAUGAUACUGGAUAGCAAUGUCAAAUAUUCGUGUUGCAGUCAGAGUUCGACCACUAAGUAACAAAGAACAAGAGGAUGGCAGCCAAGCAAUAGUUCAGGUCAAGGAAAAUGUAGUCCGGAUCGAAAAUAUUAAGGUCCGUGGAGUUCCAGAGUUUGGUGAUACAGCUCGUGCACGUGCCCGCGACUUCACAUUCGACCAUGUGUACGACAGUGUACAAGGCAACGCUCCAUGCGCAUCGCAGGCUCAGGUCUUCAAUGAUCUUGGUGCAGAGGUUCUCCACAAUGCGUUGGCCGGGUUUAACGCCUGCGUGUUCGCGUACGGGCAGACGGGCUCUGGCAAGACACACACAAUGAUGGGAUAUCCGGGUGACGUAGGGCUCAUUCCAAGAAUUUGUGAGGGUUUAUUUGAGCAUAUCCAAGACAGCGGAGAUGACCAUGUCACUAGUCGUAUCGACAUCAGCUACUUUGAGAUUUACAACGAGCGUGUACGGGACCUUCUCCAGCCCGAUCUGCUACGACAGAAUGAAAACUACUCGCUUAAAGUCAGGGAACAUCCGAAGGAAGGACCAUAUGUCAAAGGGUUGUCAUGGCAUCGUGUGAAGAACAACGAAGAAAUCCAGGCAUUACUGGAGAAGGGAAAUGAACACAGAGUCACAGCAGAGACGUACAUGCAUGACCAGAGUUCCCGAAGCCACGCGAUUGUUACCAUCAACUUUACACAGGCUCGCCUGGAGGAAAACCGUCCCAGUGAGAUUGUCAGCAAAAUCAACCUUGUCGAUCUGGCUGGAGGUACCCGACGUGCAGAUCCAAGCUCAAAACCCGACUUCAGGAAGCGACUCACAGAGGGGGCCAAUAUCAACAAGUCACUUGUCACUCUCGGAUAUGUCAUCAAAACUCUAGCUGAGCGAUCACUCCUGUCUUGGGAAACAGAUGACAUGGGCUCACUCCAGAGUUUUUCUGCCAGUGGGGGAGGGGAGUCCCAGGCUAGCUCCACCCCAGGACCAAAUAAACAACGCAUGCCUUACAUUCCAUAUAGAGACUCUGUCCUUACUUGGUUGCUUAAAGACAGCCUCGGGGGAAACGCUAAAACCAUCAUGAUUGCCACCAUUACUCCUGCCAGCCAGUAUUACAGUGAAAGUAUUAGCACACUUCGAUACGCCCAGCGUGCCAAAAAUAUCAUCAACAAACCACACAUAAACGAGGACAGCAAUGUAGCGCUGAUUCGAGAACUCAGGAAGGAAAUUGGAAGACUCCAUGGAAUGUUGGCAUCAGCUCAGAAGGCCGGGACAAUAGUCAGUCUUCCAGAAGCAGACAAUGCUGAUAUAGCGGAGAAGCUCCAUGAAAAUGAGGAAAUGGCGGCGCAACUAAUCCAAUCCUGGAUGGGUAAAUGGUCCUCUACACAUGAUAUCAUGAAGGAGUCUGACUUAAGCAUCAGAGGACUACGCAAUCGGUCGAGCUCAAUGGGGGUGAUGAUCGACUCUCAACUCCCGUACCUAGUCGGCAUGGACGAUGAUGUUCUCAGCACUGGCAUUGUCAUCUUUCAUCUCAAAGAGGGAGAGACGUUGGUUGGUCGAGGGGAUGCCGACGCACAGAGGGACAUAGUUUUGGAGGGCCCUGGUAUAGAGAUUGAGCACUGUGCGAUAGAGAAUGCAACAGGGGAGGUAAUACUGAGGCCCGGCCAGGGGGCCCUGUGUUCUGUCAAUGGUCAGGAAUGUACACAACCAACAAAACUCUCUCAGGGAGAUUAUGUGAUACUUGGGGGAAAUCAGGUCUUCCGUUUCAACAAUCCUGCUGAGGCUGCCAAACUCAGGGAAAACAGACAAAGUCAAGGCAGCCUCAAUACGCUUGGUGUAGGCUACCCCUCCUACAGCGGGCUCUCUCGGGCGAGCAGCUACAGCUCCAUUGGUGGAGAUGACUCAAACUAUCUAAGCCCGCAGUCUCAACUGGCACGGUCAUACCCAAAUUAUGCUGCCCAAGAUUUGUGCCAAGACCUUGAACGACGUUACCAGAGUGAACAAGAGAGGAUUGAGCAAGCAAGGACGGAACUUGAACAACUUAAAAGUGAGCACGAGCGUGCAGAAGAGGCUCGUCAACUUCGGGAAGAGGAAAUGUACGCAGCGCAUGAGCAGCAUCGUGCGGAUAUCGAGGACCAGAAACAUCAGCUUUUACGACUUGUGGAGGAAAAUGAGCGUGCACGUGAAAAAGCAAAGGAAGAGUUGCAGCUCGCACGGGAAAGUCUUGCAAAGGAGAGGGAGGCUUUUCAGAAACAUUUAGAUGGGGAGCGUCAGAAACUUCGUGAACAGCAAAAACUAGAACAACAACAACAACAACAGGGGUCCCAGGGGUCGAUAUCAAUACAAACAGAUCCCUUGUGCACAACGACGACCUGUGUGGGGUCAGAUGAUGGGCUAAGCAGUGGACACAAGGAAAUGGGGGUGGGGCCUAACCCGGGGGUAGAUGAAGAAGAUGGGCUGAUUUUGGCCAAAGAUGUGACAGUAUUCAGAGAGGGCAGAAAGAUGUCAACUAAAGAACAGCUUGCUGAACUUGAUCAGGAGGAAUUUUCCCGCAGGAUGUCGUAUCGUGAGACGGAGGAAAGUCUCGCAUUUCAACAGGAGGACAUAGAAGACAGCUAUGGUCAGACGCAGCAGCAAAUCCAGGCUAGAAUCAGGAAGAUACAGGAAAUGGAGGAAGAAUACAAAGAACUUGACAAAGCACAUCUGCAGGAUAUAACUACUCAGUCAGAGCAUGUCCGUGACCUUCAUCGCAAAGAGGUUCAACUAGAGGUUUACAUCCAGGAGAAUGAGGAAUUGAUAUCCGUACAGACUGACGUGCCCCACCCCCUCCGCUCCGCGACAAGUGAGAUGACCCUCCUCGACCCCAACUUACAACACCCGGCCCUGAGGCUCGCUCCACAGAAGACUACCAGUAUGCACGAUAUUCAGGGUGGUGAUCUUGAGGGGCCUCCAUUUUCCCCCAGGUCAAGGCAAAUUCAAAGGUCAUCUAGUGCAGAAUCUCAUGAGAGUUCACUGAGUGACUUUAACAAAGAAGAAAGAACUCAGAGUGAUAAUAGGGGUGUUAAAAAGACCAGAGAUGGAAAGAUUUCUCAUGACAAAAGCAGAGAAAAAACUCAAGACAAAGAACUAUCACAUGACAAUGAAAUGGCACAGGACAUAGAAAAAGACUUGAAAAUGUCAUCAAAAGCUAAGGAAGUAACAAGCAGACUAUAUAGGCCGCCUGAGCCUAAGUUUAAAUAUGUUCCUAAAGCUAAGGAAAAGGAACCUCUUCCUGUUCCAAGAACAAAGCUAUCCAGAGAUAAGGGUGAGCCAAAAUCAAGAGAAGGUCCAUUGAAAGCAUUCAGAGACAAUAUAAGAGCAAAGAGUGAGUCUCCUCAAAGAGUUACAAGUAAAAGAAUGAACCAGUCACCAGCUAAAGAAAUACAACCAAAGAAAAGAUCUGGAAGUGCCCCCAUUACGGAUACUUCUACAGGUAAAAAAUCUAGCGUUGACCAAAAGAGUAGUGAAAAAGACAAAAAUCAAAAACCUUUAGGCAGAGGUACCGGUAAAAAUGAUAACAAAUCGCCAUCUCAAUCACCAUCUCAAUCUCAGGCAAGAAAAUCAGGUACAAAAUCUCCAGACAGGUUUAAUGUGUUAGGUCUAGGUAGACUUGGUGCAUCUCCUAUUAGACAGAUGACAAGUGCUACUAGUCUUGCAAGUGUUCCGGAAUCUGUUGAUGAAAUAGAUGAUCCCAUGUCUCCAAGAAACGCAGAUUUUGGAACAGUUCCUUUUGUUGUAAAAAAAAGAGUGAGGAAAGGUAGAGCAACAUUUGAUGAUGAUGAAUUCCGGUGUCAUUCUGCUCCAGAUUCUCAGGGAAUGGCACAGGCAUUUGAUGACUAUGCUGAGCAAAUGGACACUGAUGAACUAAACAAAACUGAUGGCCAUGUUAGUUCACUUCUUGGUGCCUCUAUAUCCUUUGAUGAAUCAGAAAUGGUUUCAAGUUUGGAAGACUCUGAACAGUGGAUAGAAAGUGGUGACAUUGGUGAAAACCAUACUACAGAAACUGUUAAAACAUCAGAUGAGAACAAUUUGAAUAAAAAUAGAGAGUUAGAAGUAGAAGCAGAUGUUAUUGAGAGUUCAAAUUUAGGGACUGUUUCCAAUGCACCUGUGAUUAAAUCAAAGAUGUCAAAGAAGGCAAUGGAUGAUGGUCAUUUUUCAGAUGAUUCCCUUGGUUCUGAUAUCAGUGCUGAUUCUUUAGACGAACAAGGGGAUAUAAGACUAACACAAAGUCUUCCUGCAGAUUUCUUUAGUGUCGAUAAGUCCAUGUCAGAUGAUUCAUUAGGUGAAAAGUCAGAUACUGAUGUAAUGUCAAAAUCUGAAAGUGCAGCUAGUUUGUUAAAAGGACAAAGGAUUACUAAUCUUUCAAAAUUGUCAAAAUCAGAUGUUUGUUGUCAUGAUAUUACUGCUGAAACUUUAAGCACUGUGGAUUCAAAGUCAGCUUAUUUGUCCAUUAUUUCUAACGGUCAAAUUGAUAUUGCAAGUGAAGGAACUGAUUCAGAGUCAGAAGAUUCAGUGGAUGAUUAUCCUCCCUUUAAAUUGGAACAUGAAUUGUGUCAAACCAGACCUGCACCUGCCAUGACUGGUAAAAAAUUCAAGCCAUUUUCAGGCUUAGAAAUUUCUAAACUAUCUGUUGUGUCUCUUCCGAACAUAGACAUUGUUGAUGGAACUGAACUAUGUGAAAUAAACUCAGAAGUCCAAGAUAUUGACCUUGAACAUAGUACCUGUGACUUGGUAGAUAUUCCAAAAGAUAUAUAUGCUGAUAAUGGUGGUAAAAUGGAAAAAGGUCACAAAAUGGAGGAAGGUGAAAAUUUGACUAUAUCUAGCCAAGGAAACAGAAAAGAAAUUAAUGAACCAUAUUCAGAGCUGGUCUCUGGUGAAAAGGACCAUCAUAAUGGAGAAAUUGAAAAUAGAAAUAUAAGAACAAUAAUAGAUGAAAAUCACAAUAUGCUUGGUAGGGAAACCAGUAUAACAAACGCUGAAAAUGUGGUAGAGUUUACAAAAAGUGAUGAACAAUUUACAAAAAAUGCUGAUCAAAAUAGUUUUCAUUUAUUGGGUGAAAAAGAAACCAUGAAGGAAGGUGUAGAACAACUUGAACAAGUACAUAAUGCAAAUGAUCCAGAGGAAAAUGCAAUUUCAGUAAAUGACAUUAAUGAAGUACUUGCAAGUGCUAAAAAUGAGAAACAAACAAAUGUAGUCGCUGAAGUAUUAGCUGCUGAGAUGGUGACAAUGCCUAUUAACAAUGAAGGCAAGCAAGAAACCAUAUCUCUUACUCCUGAGAGUUACUUGAUUGUUGAUGAUGAUAAAGAUAUUGAAGUCCUUGAUGUCUCUCACGAAAAUAUGAUGUCAAACAGUAUUAUUAAUAGAGUCUCUGUUAACAUUGCUGAAGAUAUGGUCAAAGAUUCUAAUGAAACAGAAAAUGAUGAUGUAAGAGAUAACCAAAAGACAUAUAAUGACAGUAUUGAAUUUGUUAGAGAUGCAAGUUAUAUUCAUAAACCUGAAAGUAAUCAAAAUGACUCUAACCCUGACCUGCAAAAUUGUUUUUUGGAUAAUACAAAUGUAACAACAAAGGCUGAAACAAAUGGUAGCUGUAAAAUCCCACCAAGUUCUCAGUCAACUGAAUUAGUAAGCAGCCCACUGAAAGAGACCCCCAAUGUGGUUAGGGGAAGUGAAGUUACAAAAUGUGCAACAGAAGGUGAAGCAGUUGAAUUAUUGCAAAUACCAACAAGUUCAAUGUCAACUGAAUUAACAAGCAACCCACUUAUAGAGACUCCCAAUAUAGACAUGGGAAACGAUGUUACAAAUAUUGCAACAAAAGGUGAAGCAGUCGAAAUAUUUCAAAUACCACCAAGUUCAAUGUCAACUGAAUUAACAAGCAACCCACUUAUAGAGACUCCCAAUAUAGACAUGGGAAACGAAGUUACAAAUAUUGCAACAAAAGGUGAAGCAGUCGAAAUAUUGCAAAUACCACCAAGUUCAAUGUCAACUGAAUUAGAAACUCCCAAUAUAGACAGGGGAAACGAAGUUACAAAUAUUGCAACAAAAGGUGAAGCAGUCGAAAUAUUGCAAAUACCACCAAGUUCAAUGUCAACUGAAUUAGAGACUCCCAAUAUAGACAGGGGAAACGAAGUUACAAAUAUUGCAACAAAAGGUGAAGUAGUCGAAAUAUUUCAAAUACCACCAAGUUCAAUGUCAACUGAAUUAGAGACUCCCAAUAUAGACAGGGGAAACGAAGUUACAAAUAUUGCAACAAAAGGUGAAGUAGUCGAAAUAUUGCAAAUACCACCAAGUUCAAUGUCAACUGAAUUAACAAGCAACCCACUUAUAGAGACCCCAAAUGUGCACAUGGGAAGUGAAGUUACAAAAAUGGCAAAAAAAGGUGAAGCAGUUGAAAUAUUGCAAAUACGACCAAGUCUGCUGUCAACUGAAGAAGAAGGCAGCACACUGAUAGAGGCCCCCAAUGUGGACAUUAGAAACAAAGUUACAAAAAUUGUACAAAAAGGUGAAGCAGUCGAAAUAUUGCAAAUACCAACAAGUUCCCUGUCAACUGAAGAAGGAAGCAGCACACUGAUAGAGACCCAUGAUGUUAACAUCGGCAGCAAUGAUACAAAUGUUACAACAGAGUCUGAAUUAUUGGAAAGUUUAAAAAUCCAGCCAAGUUCUCAGUCAACUGAAUUAGCAAACAGAUCACUGAAAGAGACCAGCGAUUUUAACAUAGGAAGUGAAGUAACAACUGUUACAACAAAAGAUGAAGCAGUGGAAAUAUUUCAAAUACCAACAAAUUCCCUGUCAACUGAAUUAGUUAGCAGCCCACUGAAAGAGACCAGCGAUUUUAACAUAGGAAGUGAAGUAACAACAGUUACAACAAAAGAUGAGGCAGUGGAAAUAUUUCAAAUACCAACAAAUUCUCUGUCAACUGAAUUAGUUAGAAGCCCAUUGACAGAGACCCGUGAUGUUGCAGUAGGAACCAGUACAGAGUUUCUAGAUGACCUAGAUGAUUUCAGUGAAAGUCAAGCAUCUGAUGAUUCAUUCAUUGAUCCACAUGAAGAACUGCAGGUGCUGCAAGAAGCCCUGGAGAAAUUACCAUCAAAACCUCCAAGUGGUCCACAGUUGUCGACGGCCAGGCGGGCAACCAGACAGCGCGUCAUGCUUCGGCAGAGCCAGCGGGGCGGUGACUCAGACGGGCUCGGACAGCAUUCUGACGAGGCAAAGAUACCUGGUACACAGACAACUUUAAGCGGGAGGCCGGGAUCAGGGUCGAGGCGUCGGAAGAGGCCCUCCAGUAAAUCUGCAGACAGGCACAGAAACCAUAACAAGCGAUCUUCAGACGAUUAUGAUAGCUCAGAAAAUGACAGUAUUUACACUGAUGACUCUUUAGACAGUGCAGGAAAGUUUAACAAACGUAAUGAAAAAGCCACAAAUGGUUUUGCAAAUGGCAGUCAAGAUAUUGAUGAUGAUUUAGUGUUUGAUGAAAACAGUGAAGUGGCAAUGAUUUCAAAUAGAAAGAAAAGGCAACAGGAUGGACAAUUGCUAGGCAAGGUCAGACCAAGGGCAGAUGUCACAGAGAUCAUAGAUGGUCCAGAUGGUAGGAGGACGGUUGGCAUUCAGACCUUCGAUCCACAUCCAAGACUUAGAUCUGCCCCAGCCGCUAGCUCAAGUGUGAAUCAUGAUUCCUCAGAUCUUGAGGGCAGUUAUACCAGUUGUGAGCAUGGGUACACUAUGGUCACAUCCCCACUCAGUUUGUGGAAUUCAAAUGACCGUCCAGGUAGUGGGUCACAAAGCGAUCAGAACUCCACCUCCUCUGCCGGUGUUGUAAGAAACUUGACUGACCUUGAAAGAAGUCGAAGUAUGACCCCAACUCCAAGGUCAAGCAUAAGGUCAAAUAUAAGUAUUUCGUCUUCUGCAAGCAAUUUAGACAGAGGACCUACAGAAAUGUGGUCAACAAGUGAGACUGACCUAAGACCUGUGGCUAGUUUCCAAGAUGAACUCUCAUAUGUUAUGGAAACUGAGGGAAUGAGUCCUGGUGCUUCUCCAUUGGAUUUCUCUGAGAUACAAAGUCAGCAAGCCUCAGUUUAUAUGAGAAGUCCUGGUAGAGGUGCUACACUAAUACCAAGACCAGAGUGUAGUACACCAAAUAAUACUGGGAGAGUUGUGAACAUGUCUUUCCCUGAGUCACAGAUACAACAAGUUGAACAAAUUGAUGGUGAAAGACCAGUGACUUUCGAAGUAACUGUCCAUGAAAACAAUACUGACAUUGUGUACAAUGUAGAAAAGACAGAAUAUAAGACUUAUCCUCUUAGAAAUCAAAAUAAGCCAAGUAUCAUCCCAGAAAGAAUAUUGGUGAAUAUGACUGAAAGUUCUGUUUCAAGAACUGAAGAUAAAAAGAAAACUAAGCAUACAGAAGAGAUUAAAUUCUAUCAACCAGGAAUUGAAAGUCCAAAUGAUGACAGUUUAGUAAGAGAGCAAUCCUACAGAUUAACAAGCUCUUCAGAAAGAGAAAAGGAGGUUGAAAAUGGUGCUGUUAAAAGUGAUCAAUUCAAAGAGUUAAAACAGGAGGAUGAAGAAACUGUCAAUUAUGUUGUGCCAUCAGAAAAUAAAACCGAAGAAACUGAUCCUCCAUUUAGAAAAUCCACUAGCAAUUUACAACAUUCUGGAGUAGUAGCAGCCACCAGUUACCCAAGUGCCGAUAAUGUAAUGGAUUAUUCUGAUGGACCCCAUAAUGAUCACUGUGAUGAAGCUGUUGGUGGUCUUGAUGAAUCUGAUUGUACAUCAGACUAUGGGACUAUUACCUCAAUCGAUGGGAGGAAAGGUUUUAUUUCAUUUACCUCUGACUCUGAGGAUGGUGAAUGUGUAGAAAUUUCACCAAGAGCAUCGCAUUUAUCAAAAGUUGUUGACCUCCCAGACCUACAAUGUCAGAAUUUAUCUGUGCAUAAUGAAAUUUCCAAUCCAUCAGAUGAGACUGCUAAUAUUCUACCUGUAGAAGGAGAAAGUAUUUGCUAUGUUCAAGAUGUCAAUACUUAUUUAACUGCACCAGCUAGGACUGAACAUUCUGUACCUCCUGAGUUAGAAAGCCAGAUUAUGACAUCUGAUAAUCAGUUGUAUGAUGACGGUGUUAAGGGAUUACUAUGCAAAGAAGAAAAUUCAGAACAUGAAAAUACUGAAAGAGUCUAUUCGUUGGAAGAUGAAAUUGAAACUGAUAGUAGUAGUGUAAGCACUGUUAAGCAAGCACAGAUUGUUGAUUCACGAGAAAAUCUAAAUUUUGCUAAUGUAUCAGGAGAAAAUUUUGAAAACACUCCAGUUGAAGAAAAAGAAGUAGCUAGACAUGAGCCAGAGGUGGAAUCAUCUGUACCAAAACUUGACCUUGACAAUUCACUUCUGAUGACUCCAAAGAAAGACAAUAGAUUGUCAGUGAGCUCUUCAGAUGAUGUGUACUUGUCAAUGGAUCAGUCUGAAAGUAAUACUUCCUCAUGCUCUUCUGAUUACAAAACUCCACAGCAAUCACCCAGGCAAGCUUAUUCAUACCCAGAUAGUGCCUCUCAACAUAUUGAUGAUGUUGUAAUACCAGAUUUUUGUGAAGAUGACAAGCUUCAAACAACACCUAGACAGACUGUGGAUUCACCGAUCCUUGGGCAAGCUCCAGUUCAUACAUCAUCGCCAAAACAACCCAAUGAUGUGCGAACAGUGUCAGUAAACACAGAGUCAGUACCUUCAACUGUGCAAUCAGCACCACCAGCUGUGUCAAAGGUGGAUCACAUCUUUCAAAAUCAAGCUUUCCCUGGGCAAGCAGAAGAUAUAAGACGAGAAAUUGAAAAGAAGAUUGAAAGAUUACAGAGGCAUGUCAGAAGCCUGAGUGAUUCAGCAAUCAGCUCAGACUACACAGAUGAAAAUUCCACUUCACUAUCACCUAGAGGUAGUAGGGUGUAUGACCCAGAUAAAAGACUUAUACAGUCUGAUGCCAGCAGAUUGAUGAGACUAGAUAUUUCUCCCACUAGAAUAAAUGGUAGACAAGAUAUUGAUGCACAGCCUUCGUCAAAAUCAGCGUUUAAAGAUUCUGGUAAUGUUUUUGAUGACGAUGGACUUAUUCCAACUGAUCAGUUUGUAAAAUAUCAGUCACAAGCAUUAAAACCUAACAGAGUUUUGCCAGCUUUGAAUGUGGAUAACAAGUUUCCUGAUACAGUUGUUGGUGCUCUCCUUGCUGUUAAGCCCUACCCAAUAAAGAGGAGCGCCUCUUUGGACAGCCUGUCAGUAUAUUUGAAUUCCAAUCCUAAGAUACUUAGAUCACCUAAACAGAAACCAAGUAAUGUCAAUGCUCCUCAGGUUGAUGAUGCAGAUGGUUCUCUUUCUGAAGGAGAAAGACCACUUUCACCUGGCGAAGUUGAAAUGAGUCAAGGAAGUCUUGAAAAUAUGCAAAAUGAAAUCAUUCAAGAUAUCACUAUUCCAACCAUAAAUGUUCCCUCUGAGACAGCACAAGGUCGGAAAAGGUCUUCGUCACUGGAAAACUUGCAAGGUGAAAAGACAAGAGAGUAUUUGAGAUCUCUCUCAGAGACUAAUAUUGAUGAUUUUACUGAAGAUCAGGAUACAUCAAAUUGCUCAAAUGACAGUAUUACAUUUGUGUUUAUUGGAGAUUAUAGUAGGAGCAACCCAGCUUCAAAUAGAGAUUUAGAUAAUGACAGAGGUGCUUGCAGUUCUAGCGAGGUUAACAUUAGCGGAAGGGGUCCUGCAUACUCCGAGAGCAGUAAAUCUCGUACAAGUGUCAUAUCUGAUGUUGUGGAUGACGACAAUGAACCUGGUUUAAUGCAAUCAGUUAGUGACUAUGACGAACCUUCUACUCACACUGCAAGUGAAGAAAUAGAAGAGAUAAUAGGAAAAUCCAGCAGUGAUCCUUCCCAUAGUUCAAGAGCCAUUGGACUUUCUGAUCAUAGACAACCUCAGAGUACAUACAGUCACACAUCUGAUGGUCUUGUACAAAACAGAAGACAUGACACAGAAGUAGAGGAUUCAGCACCUCUAAGGCAUAGAUUUGGUAUUGAUGAAUCUGUUCUUCCUAUAGCAGAGAGAUCAGUAUCAGCAGACAACCUGCCCAGACAACUGUUGAUGCCAAUUAGAAAUCUCCAACGCUCAAGGUCAACUGGAAUGCUUGCAGUUGGAGUAAAUGAUGACCAAGAAUCAGAGAGUGGUAUAUUCCCACCAAAAGUUGCAUACUCCGAUGAAGAUCAAACCGAACAGUUAUCUCAAAGAACAAUGUCUGACAUUGAUGCCUCUAUUUCUAAUCAAACUUCCGAAGAUGAUGCAGGAUCAUCAGAUGAAGAGCAGUCAUCGGCAAUAGUGAGAUCAAUAUGUAGCAAAUCCUCCUCCAUUGAAGAGUUCGAAGAGGAAUUUGUCAUUGGUUAUUCUGCAACAAGAGAUAGAUUUAAAUAUUCCCAUCCAAGUACAAAUUCAUCAAGCUCGGAAGGUGAAGUGGAUCCGCAUUGUAUACAUGAUCAGGAACAUAUCAGGCAAGUACUUGAAACAGUUCAGAAAUUUAUCAUGCCAAAACCAUCAUCAGUUGAAAGAGGAACAUCAAUGGAAAAUAUUAACCAGAUGCCAGAACUUGUGUCCAUUGCUAUUCAAACAAGUGACCAUGAUAAUGCAUCACAGACAAUUGGUAGUCCUUCUUCAACAGUUCUUCAGCCUGAUCAGAUUAUUUUACCAGCAUUGGACUCUCCAUUCAGAGCUCAGAGUAUGGGCAGUUUGGCAUUGGGGGUUCAGGACCCAAACAGCUUAGAAUUGUCAGAGGGCCAAAGAAAUUGGUGUAAUUUAGGCGAACUAAUGAUGGAAACUACUCAACUGUUAAGAAGAAUCAAUGAGAAAUUGCCAGAUGUUGAUAAAGGCAACACUUCAAUAACCUCGUCCGAAGAAAGUCAAGCAAGUGUGAUUCUCAAACAUUGGCAAGAGAUGAGCAUUCAGACUGGACUUUCAUUAUCUGAUCUAACUACUGUUGGUUUACAAACAGACAAAGAACAAGAUGCCUUAAUGCAGGAAAAUGAAAUGCAAGAAGAUAAGCCAGCACACUCUGCAGAAGGGACACAGGUUGAUUCUUAUUUUAGAAUCAAGCCAUUAGAACAAAGUGAGAUUAUCACAUCUGAUAUGCUGCCUGUAGGCAUUUAUGGAGAGGAAGAAGAAAGAUUAUUAUGUGAUACUGGAGUACAAACAGAUGAUUUGGAGAGAGUUCGAAUACUGGAAAGAAAUUUUGACAAACGUUUUGAAGAGUCCUAUGAAGGGGACAGAGAGGAAGAUGAUGAGCCUCAUGUAGACAUACCAUAUGAAACAUUGGCUCAUGUGGACACCAAACCAGAUUUAAAUCCAAACACUGAUAACAAAAACAAAGAAGAAAUUGUAAGACCAAAAAAAGUACAUAAUGUUAACCAGAUGCCAUUUACAGGAAAGUUCUUACCACAGAUUGUAGCUGAUCUUGGGCUUGAAAAACCAGCAUCAGAUCAAACAGAACAAGCAUCACCUAAACUUUCUCCAAGAGCUGCUAAUGCUACCAAUGACUUACCAGGAUUUACAUUGCCAAAUAUGCCAGAGAUUGAAGAGCUGAGAAAAGAACAUGCUAGACUGAUGGAAAAUCUAAAGAGGGCUUCAGAUGAAAGAAUUGCAAGAAGGGAAGCUCUUAAGGCCAGAAAGCAUUUAUCAGUUGAAACACAAGACCAAGCAGCUGAUGCAAUAAGUGCUAGUCCAGAUGGAGUUCUUGAAGAAGCUUCCAAAACACCUGGUAACAUGCCAAACAAAAAAUCUACUGUUGAAUAUACAACUUCAGGUCAGUCUUAUAACAUCAGUCCAGAAAGAAAAUUCAAGAAAACAGAGAAAAAGAUUCAAGGACCAAACAAAAAUGACCCAGAAACAUCACUUGAAGAGAGCUCAAGCAGUUUAGAGAAUGAAGCCAUCAUGUCUAGUGAAGAUGAAGGACAUCACAUUGGUGAUAACCUGAGGUCUGAUGAUGAAGAGAAAAUGCAAGUAGAUUCAGUUAGGUCAGAUGAGGAUGAAAUUAAAUCAAAUGAUACUGUACGGUCUGAUGAGGAAAAAGAGCUUGACCGCUCAUUGUCAUCAGAAGCAAGUGCUAAGGCAACUGAUGUUAUCAGAUCUGAUGAUGAACAAGAGAGAAAGAAUGAUAUCAACUCUAGUUUAGCAUCCAGUACAGGGGCACAUAGUCCAAAUGAAAUUGUUAGGAUAAGCAUUCAAGUUGAUCCAAAUACUGGCCUGCUUGUUGAGAACAAUACGUAUAAAGAAGACAACUCAAAGAAGAAAAGAGGAAAAGGGGAGAAAAAGAGUCCAGGUUCAACUCAUGAACAUAAAUGGGAAAUGGCUGGUGAUGAACUAAGAUCUGUCUGGGAAAGAAGACCAGACUCUAGGGCUAGAACAGAGAGUGAGGACACAGCUGAAUCAUCUGAAGUAGCAGAUAUAACAUCAGGCAAAACUCCUGUUGAUCCAGUAGAGGCAGCUGCUGCCAGAGCAGGUGCUAUUAAUCCAAUGCCUAUUGAUGAUGAUGGAAGUGACAAUGACACAGGUAGCAUAGUGGAUGACAUUAUUGAAGAUGAGGUUGAAACACCCAGAAAUAACACUCUAAUAAAUGAAUCGCUGCCAUUUGAAGAAGAGAUAAUACCAGUUAGGCAUAAAAGAGAUGAAAGUUUGCCAGUUUUGAAAAGUGAGCCAAUUGAAAAUAAACAGCCAGAAAUUUCCCAGGAUAACCCCAGACAAAGAGGACCAAAUAUUACAAAGCCCUUUAUUAAAUGUGAGACUAGUCCUAAGUUUAAAACUCCUGGGAGGCUAGUAGAAGAAAGGUCAGUUUCCCCUGAAAUUCUUCAGGAAAAUGAACCCAUUUCUGAUGUACUUUCACCAAGACGACCAUUUUCUGGAAUACCAGCUACUCAAAAAUAUCCAGCUAGUAAGAUUGAAAAACCAAUUGAAUCCUUAGAACAACCACAAACAGAACCAAAAAUAAAAGCCUCGCAUGUAAAACCAGCAAGUUCAGCUCCAAGGUUUGCUGAUGAUGCUACUCAAAUGAGUGUUGAAUUUUCAGAAAUUGAAACACAAACUGAACCUGAUUCUCCUCUUAAAGAGAAGGAAAUAUCUCCAGUAAAUGAUAUUGAUGAGGAAUCAAAUGCUCCUAGUUAUAACAUAGAUACAAAGUCAUCUGAAGAACUUAAAGUUGUUUUAGAAGAUUUACAGCAGGAGCGUCAGCAUAUUAUGGAUUUGCUUGGCUUAGCAGGACUACCAAAUAGUUUAACAGUGGAAUUGCUUGAAGCCAAAUUAAAUUACUUUAUUGGACAGACUGACAUGCUGUUGGAUAAUCUAGAAAAUAACAUGCUGCCAGAUGAGCUAGCUGAUUCACCAAAGGAGGAGCAAAAAGCUAAAGAUUAUAUUGCUAAGUAUAGAGAAGAUCUGAAAAAAUCUAAGCAAGACAUUGAAGAGUGUAGAAUAAGGCUAAAACCUGGACUAGGUAGAGGAAGAACACUGGUGAGGGCACGGCCAUCUCCUAGAAUGAGUCCUUUGAGGAACAAUGAAAGACAAGCUGAAUUGGAUGCAUUCAGACUUGAGAGGCUGAGAGAACAACAGGAUUAUGAAAGAUCAAGACAUGGAACACCAACUAAAGGUAAUACUCCUCUCAAAGGGAAUACACCACUCAGGGGCAACAGCCCUGCAGUAACACCAAGAUCAGAUGGCUCCAGAAGUUCUAGCCCAUCAUAUUCACCUGGAUAUAUGACUCCAAGAGAGCAAAGAGCUCAUCUUGUAGAUCUUAGAAGGCAGUUAAUAAGAGAUGUAGUGGAAGAAGAGAAACAUCACAGCAGGUCAUGUUCACCUACCCUUCUGAAAUCAACACCACCAGUUGCAAGACAGCAGUCUCUUGGCUUUUCACCAAAUGUCGGAGAUUCUAGCUCUUAUUCCCCAGAGGGUAACAGAUCAUCACCAGAAUGUAAUGCUUACCAGUUACCCCAAGGAUCAAAUAUCAGAAGCCCCGACGAGAGACCAUCAGGUUACAGUCAAGGUCACCCAAGGUCAGCACCUAAUCCAUACGGAAGCUACCAGGGGUCACCAGAAAGGACAGGGGCUAGACGAGCCAUCCCAGCAUUGGAUACCAAGGGCAAUUCAGAGAGAAUCUUCUCGCCAAAGGAGUCCGAACAAAUUUUGAAAGAGAUUGAGAACAUCAAGAAACGCACGCCUCUGUCUGGCCAGAUGGAAGAUAUCUUGAGGCGAUCAUCCUUCUCCUCCACAAGCAGUCAAAGGCCCUUUUUAAGAUAUAUGACAUUGUUUAGUUCGGCAAAAAGAAGGACUGACCCUGGAUCAUCCCCGGUACACGGAGCCCUCGUACCUGCUUCUCCACAACAAGGCCUUAACACGCCCUUGUCACUCAACCUGGAUUGUCUGCAGGAUGAUGAAACUGGCCCCUACAGCCCCUAUUCUGCGUAUGCGAGGGAGCACAUCAUCCCAAAUGAGAGAUCCACCUCACCCUGUGGAGGAGUGCUGAGAGGGACAUAUGAACUAUACCAUAGUCCUGAUGACCAAUCAGAUAGCUCCUCAAUUUCGUCAUGUGACUCUGAUUUAGCCAAUCACAGACCUCGACACAACACCUUGGAUGAAGACACCAUUAAAAGACUUCGACCAAUCAGAGCUUCCGAUAUAAAAGCUAAAAUUAAUAGGCAUAAGAGAUGAGAAAAGGAACAUGAAAGGUUGGGGUCUUCAGUUAAAGAAAUGUGUUCAGUGAAACAAGAUAUGUUUCAGAUGGGUGGGUGUCAUGAUGGCAAAUUGAAAACAGGAGUGGAUAGACAUGGGAAAUAAACAUGAACGUUUAUAAGAUUAAUACAGGCAUUAACAAAUUAUUAUGUCAAUAAACGUCAAAGCUGAACUGCAUACAAAUAUUUUACUGUAUGCUCUCAGCUCUUGAUUGUACAAAUUUAUAAUUCUUGGUGCCAAAUAUAUAUAAUUGUGAUAUUAGAAUAGAGACCAAAUCUUGGUUAUGGACCAAGAGUAUAUUUUUUUAAUCAAUGCUUUUUAGCCAUUGAAUGCAGCCAAUCAGAGAACAUUAUCUAACUGCUGUUUUGAUUUGGUAAGCAUUUGAUCACAUGAUAUUUGUAUUAGCCAAUUAGAUGUGGGAAGUAUACUCCACACAUAAAAUUGUUUUAUUUUGUGAUAUUUUAAUGGGAACUAUCAUAUUGUAUCAAGUUAUUGAAUACUAAUUGAUAAGGGCAUGCAAAUUGACGUUGACUGAUGAAAAUAAUGUUGUGUGCAUUCCAUGAAAAUGACAAUGCGCUUAACAUUGAUUGCUUGCCCUAAAUAACUAUGAUGUUCAAUUAACAAAAUAAUCUAUUGAAAUCCACAUGUAUUUGUUUGUCCAAGAUUUUACAUUACUGUGUAUUUUCAUUGGUCUAUUUUAGGACCAUAGGUGGGAGUAUGAGUCACAAGAAGUUGUGAAAAUAUUUUUGAUAUAAAGAGGAUUUUGCUAUCUAACACUGAGACAAUUUUUCUUUUUAUUAAUUAUGCAUAUUAUGCAUAUAAAGGAUCUAAAAUGGCAUUUCAUUAAAGUUUAUCAGAAAAAUGCUUAAAAACGUACGCGAAUGUAGCAUCACUUCGGAAAUGACGUCAUUGAAAUUGUGUCAAGGCCCAGUGUGUGCUGAAAUUUGUUUUGGACAUAAAAGCGGGCUAAAAUUUCAAAAACGGUAAAAAAUAUCAAACUUAUAUUUUCACUGUUUAAAACAGUGAUCAAAGAGUGAAAUUAUUUUUAUUUCACUGAUAAAUCUCUAUAAACCACCGGAAAGCAUAUAAUUAAUAUAACACACACAUAGUAAUAAUUUCUUUGUAUAAAACUUUUAAGAAUAUCAAAAAUAAAUGUUUACCAUCUCUGACUCAUACUACCUCCUAUGGUUAAUUUGUUAUUUAUAUACAAAUGAUAUACAAUGAGGGUGUCUUUAGUGGCACCUUGAUUCCAUUCAAAUGGGCAUCUUGUGUGUGUUUUUUAUUUUUGUAUCAUUGCUUUCUGGUUAUGAUUAUAUCAUAUGACCUAUGUCUCAGUAUUUGUGAGCAGCUGUCUAUUUUUAUUUAUUAAAUAAUUGCAACCAUGAUACACUAUUGUUUAUCAAUAGUAAAUUGCAGUUAAGUAUUUAAUGAAGAUAAUUAUAUACUGUUUUAGAUUAUACAGAAUAUCCGUCCACAUAUUUUGUUUGUUUGUCAAGGUUUUGUUGCUCAGCGAUUUGUUUAGGCUUGUAUAUUUUUGUAGGUUUUAGUCCAUCCUUUGUAACCGCUUUCUUACAGUCAAAAAGGCCAUGUCAUUUUGUAAUUUAGUGAAGCAUCCACAUGCAUCUAGGUAUUGAGCUUCAUGAACAAAAAGAAUAGAGGUUUGGAAAGCUUAAGUAAACUGAUUUUUUUUUUCAGACAAUGAUCCAAACCGCAAUCACUGUCUAUACCAAUAAAAAGUGCCCCUAUUAGAGAUCAUUUUCCAGUUGACACUGUGCUGUUAAAUAUCACAAUGAUCUUUCGUUCUUUUUUAGGGAUUUUACAAUAAUUUAACAAAUUUAAGUGUAGCAUUUAACACAGUCAACAUGUUUUUUGCUGAGGAGCAAUCAACAUAUUCUGUGUUAAUACUUUUGUUCCAUAUUCUAAUUUAAAGUCUACCAAAAAUCAUACAUGAAGGAACCUAUAUUUAUGACCAUUUUCUACUGGCCUGAUGCGAGUUUUACUAGGUUUUUACUUUUGCCAGCCUUUGAACUCUAGUGUUUAUUUCAUUCACAGCUUUUAAAUUAUUUUUAAGAAUUAAAAUUUUAUCUUCAAAUUAAGAAUGCUGUUUGAAACAAAGUUGAAAGAAUUAAGUGUACAAUAAAUGUUUUAAUGCAGUCAAAAAAUAUACUAGCACAUGUAGUACUUUGUAUGAAUUAGACUCGUACAGAAACUUUCUACUCCGGCCUUUUUAUUAUAAAUUUAUUCUAUUGAGAUUUAUAAUAAUAGAGCCAGUACAAGUAGAAAUCAGGUAUAAUAUAUUAUGUUUAAUGAUGAACUCAUACUUUGUGCUAGAUUAAAUAUCUUUGACAAAGCCCUUGUGAUAUUCAGGCUGACUUUUAGACACCAAUGCCUUUAAUUUCCGCUAAGUUAUUGCUAAGUUAUUGCCAAGUUAAUGGAAUUGUUGUUGUUUUAUAACUUGUUUUAUAUAAAAGUUCAAACUUGUUGCAAAUAUUAUAGUUCAAUAGCCAUGCUGAACUUGUGUAUUUCUGAGGAAGUUUUUUUAUGAAACUUGGUACAAAAUAUAGUUUGUUAACAAUGCUGAACCUGCGUAUUGCUGUGGAAGUUUUUUCAUGAAACUUGGUACAUAUGUACAAGGCUCAUAUAAACAAAUAUCUUGAUUUAAUAACUGUUGAGUGAUGCCCAAAAUGUUUAAUUAACAAACAGAUAGACGAGUGUUGGCUAUGUUGAACUCUUGUUGAACCUAAUUCUACAUGUAUUUUAUACAGUUUAAGCUACAUUUCACAAUUCUACAAACUUUUAUGUUUUGUUUUCUUUUCUUACGUCUUUUGUAAUAUUUUAAUUGCUGCUUAUAUAUUAUAUAUAUUUAUUUUCACUAAUUAUAAGAAUUUUUCUUCUCACUGCGAGGCUUUGUAACAUAAACUGUAUAUAAACUGCUUCAAUUGCUGAAGCCUAUAUUGUUAAGAUUAUUUAUAAAUUUUGUAAUAAAAAUUAAC